Caenorhabditis remanei is the source of this 600-nucleotide messenger RNA. RefSeq lists its product as uncharacterized. Gene Ontology annotation, cellular component: cytoplasm. Gene Ontology annotation, molecular function: G-protein alpha-subunit binding; guanyl-nucleotide exchange factor activity. The record is from RefSeq and is a predicted model, not a curated record. Gene Ontology annotation, biological process: G protein-coupled receptor signaling pathway. The transcript has 5 exons. The coding region runs from base 1 to 600 and encodes 199 amino acids. Lineage: Eukaryota; Metazoa; Nematoda; Chromadorea; Rhabditida; Rhabditidae.
AUGGCUGUAAUUGUCGAUUUGCUCUGUCCAGAUGUGUUUGACUCUGGUGACAACCGUAGUCACGUCCUCCCCCCAUUGGUGGCCGAUGAGGUGAAGAAGCGUCCCGAGGAGCACAACUCCCUUCGCGGUCGAAUUGUGCGAAUUAUGAUGCUUCCGUCGGCAACAAAGGACGUCGCCGCCGAAUUCCUUUUCAUCAUUUGUAAACGAUCAGUCAACCGAAUGAUCAAAUACGUUGGAUUCGGACACUCGGCAGGACAUCUCGCCAAUCUGGGUCUACUUGGUCAAAUAAACCAACCGAAACACGCAUCGGAUAGUGAAGACUCGGAGACAGAGGACUACAAUAAAGUGAAGGAUUGUGUGAAUCCGGUGACUGGAGCAAUGUAUCCACCGGAUCACGGAUCCGCGUUGGCCGGAAUGAGUGACGAGCAGAAAGAGUAUGAGGCGAUGAAAUUGGUCGACGCAAUGAAUAAAAUGAUGGAGACUGGAAUCGUCAAACCGGGAACGAUUGGAGACGACGGAAAACUGCGUGAAGUGAGCCACGUGCUCGAAUUGCUCAAAGAUGCUCCUGAACCGAAAAAAGAAGAUUCAGACUCUGAUUAG